AUUUCUCUUCUUACUCUCAUGGCGCCGCGACGUCGACAGACGGCGGAAUCCGCAAUGGCAACGCUGCUCCACCUUCCUCCCGAGAUAUGCGCGUUGAUAUGUGCCGUUGUCGAACCCAAGACGCUAUUCGCCCUGGCGCGCGUAUCGCACACGUUUCGCGACGAAGCACAAAGACUCAUCUUCCAGAGCGUUGAUCUGCGCGAUGGCGGGAAGGCGCUGGCGGCCUGGUGUCGGGCUGUCUCCCGCAAUGCCCGGCUGGGCGGAUACGUACGGCGAUUCACGAUCUCCUCGCGGGAGGUCGUUGCUGGCUCGGACGACCCCGCCCGGGUGGCACGUGCGCUGAAGAAGUGCACCGGCCUGCAGCGCCUGGCGGUGCAUGCGCCCGCGGAGUUUGGCGGGGACGCGACGCAGACGUGGGUCAUCGACCACCCGUCGUUCCGCCUUACCCACUUCUCCAACUCGCACUUUCGCUUCGCGUUCCUGCGGCAAUUCUUCAACCGCCAGACGGACAUCCGCGUGUUGUCGCUGCCAAUGAUGCCGAUGGGGCUCCAGGACGGCGCAUUUCCCUGCUCAGAGGAUCAGCUGCCGAAGCUAAUUGCUUUGGAGGUGCCCUCCACAGACUUGCUUCCCACGGAGCCACGGCCGCUGCAGCGCAUCCAGCUCCGCCUCAUCCGCCAAUACCUGUCACGCGAUCUCACUCGCCUCCAGCUCUUCGCGGCGACACUCACCAGCCUCAGCAUCUCCGAGGUCGCCGUCAUAUCCCUCGAGGAGACUUUUGCCGCGAUCGCCCAGGCGGCCCCGCACCUGCAACAUCUGGCGCUGACCGAGAACCUUGUCCCCUUCUUUGAGGAGAACGACGAGCGAUUCCAGCGCACCGAGGUCCAGCCGGCCCCGCGCGCCGCCCUCCCGCGGCUGCGCCAGCUCAAGACGCUCGUGCUGUACACGUACCACACCACCACCCUCGUCGACGGGCUGACAAACCGCAACUACCCGCUCCUUGAGCCUGAGCGUGUCGCGGAGCUCUUCCUAGAGAUCGCGCCGGGGCUGAAAUCGGUCACAAUCGGGGCCUACGCCGGGUCGCCGCGCUCAGGCUGGCGGUUCGUUGCUGCGGAGACAACGUGCACCCUCACGCGCGGGGAGGGAUCCGCGGCACAUACGGUGAAGAUUGGAAACGGGUACGACUUCAAUGCGGUGUCGCAAUUCUGGGAUUAG
Molecule: messenger RNA, 1212 nt
Organism: Mycena indigotica
Lineage: Eukaryota; Fungi; Basidiomycota; Agaricomycetes; Agaricales; Mycenaceae
Exons: 2
Coding region: 19-1212 (397 amino acids)
Molecular function (GO): protein binding
Source: RefSeq, a predicted model, not a curated record